Molecule: messenger RNA, 2846 nt
Organism: Gossypium raimondii (Peruvian cotton)
Lineage: Eukaryota; Viridiplantae; Streptophyta; Magnoliopsida; Malvales; Malvaceae
Exons: 3
Coding region: 357-2441 (694 amino acids)
Source: RefSeq, a predicted model, not a curated record
CCGAAUUUUAAGUAUACGUUGACCGUAUAAAAGUACGGUAAACGUAUUCUUAUACACAUCUGGGUUUUCGUCUUUUUCUCCAUAGAAAAAACCAAAGAAAGAAAUAAUACAAUCCCGCACUGUCUCACCAAUCUCUCAGUUCAGCUUUUUUAUUUUCUCUCUUUUUCCUUUUUCUUUUGUUUUUUCUUUUGUUUUCUUUUCACUUUCACACAAUUCACAGAGAAAAAAAGGAAAUGAAGGAAAAUUUUUCUUUUUGUUUACUUGUUUUGGGUUGUUUUGUUUUUCCUUUUUAGAGGUAACUUGGCUUUUUUUUAUUUGAGGGGGAUGUUGAUGGGAGUUGUUUGAGUUUGAGAGGGAUGAAAGUGACGGGGAAAACGAGUUUACCGGCGACAUUUCCGGUGAGGAAUCCGACGGACGUGGAUCUCAAGCUGACGGAGAAGAGAAAGACACGGAACACGAGGCGAAAACGGGUUAGUGCACCGUUGGUAGGACGGCGGAGUAGGCCGGGCACGCCUUUGUUGAAAUGGAAGAAGGAGGAGGGAGAGAAAGUCAAGGUGGAGCUCGAGGAGGAGGAAGAGGAGGAGGACGGUGGUCGGAGAGGUGGUGUUCGGGGACGACGCAAGAAAGGAGCUUCGAAGAUUUCGGCGAGGAAGCUUGCAGCUGGUUUGUGGCGGUUGCAUUUGCCGGAGAUGGUGACUCCCUGUGGAGAGAGGAUGCACCGGUUGGGGUUCAAGCCUAGUAAUGGUUUUAUGGAUGUCCCUUUUCUUUAUCAUCACGAGGGUAAAGUUUAUGGUUCGGAUGCAAAGGAUCCAUCACAGAGCCGUAGCUCUGUCUCCGGCACGAAGAAUGGCUUCUUGCAUAAGAUUGAGCCUUCGGUUCCAUUUUCGAACUCGGCGAUGGAGGGAGCUACAAAGUGGGAUCCUGUUGGGUUAAAAGCAACAGAUGAUGCACAGAAAUUUUUUAGACAUGUGAAGCGUAUUGAACAACAAGUAAGUGCAGUAUCAAUUGUUUCUGCCCUUGAAGCUGAGCUAGAGCAGUCUCGAGCUCGGAUUGAGGAGCUUGAGACUGAGCGUAGGUCCUCAAAGAAGAAACUCGAGCAGUUCUUGAGGAAAGUUAGUGAGGAAAGGGCUGCAUGGCGGAGCAGGGAGCAUGAGAAAAUACGCGCAGUUGUUGAUGAUGUUAAAGCUGAAUUGAACCGGGAAAAGAAAAACCGACAGAGGCUUGAAAUAGUUAAUUCAAAAUUGGUGAAUGAGCUGGCUGCGACCAAGUUAUCAGCAAAGCAAUAUAUUCAGGAUUAUGAAAAGGAAAGAAAGGCUCGAGAACUGAUCGAAGAAGUAUGUGAUGAACUUGCUAAGGAAAUUGGAGAAGACAAGGCUGAAGUAGAAGAAUUAAGGCGAGAUUCGAUGAAGCUUCGAGAGGAAGUUGAUGAAGAAAGAAAGAUGUUGCAGAUGGCUGAGGUCUGGCGUGAGGAACGUGUUCAAAUGAAGCUCAUUGACGCAAAGGUAGCACUCGAAGAUAGGUAUUCGCAGAUGAACAAACUUGUUGCGGAUUUGGAGACUUUUCUAAGGUCAAGAGCCGGAACUCUGGAAGCAAAAGACAUGAAAGAAGCAGAAUCCCUUAGACAGGUUGCUGCGUCAGUUAAUGUUGAAGAAAUCAAGGAAUUUACAUAUGAGCCCCCAAAACCGGAUGACAUUUUUGCUGUUUUUGAAGAUGUAGCUUUAGCUGAAGCCAAUGAAAGGGAAAUCGAACCAUGUGUUGCACAUAGUCCUGCCAGCUAUUCCUCGAAAGUUCAUAUGGUGAGUCCUGAAAUUAACAUGAUGAGAAAGGACAUCAUUCCGAGACAUCCAAAUGCAUAUGUUGAUCAGAGUGAUGAGAUAGAAGAAGAUGAGAGUGGGUGGGAAACUGUUAGCCAUCUUGAAGAUCAGGGCUCGAGUUAUUCACCUGAAGGGAGUGCUGCGUCUGUAAACAAGAAUUGCCGGGGCAGUAAUUUCUCGGGUAGUGGAAUCGAAUGGGAAGAAAAUUCAUGCAGAGAUACAGAUACACCAGACACGGAAAUUAGUGAAGUUUGUUCGUUACCGGCUAGACAGUUCAAGAAGGUUUCAUCAGUAGCCAAGCUUUGGAGAUCAUUCCCGAACAACGGAGAAAAUUACAAAAUAAUCUCAGUAGAAGGAACAAAUGGUAGGCUUUCAAACGGAAGAAAAUCUAACAGUGGUAUCAUGUCCCCUGAUCAAGGGUCAGGUAAAGGUUGUGUUAGCCCCCCAAACCUGGUAGGACACUGGAGUUCUCCCGACACUGGUCAUCAACACAUAACGAGAGGGAAGAAAGGGUGCAUCGAAUGGCCUCGUGGUCCACCAAAAAGUAGUUUGAAGGCAAAACUUUUGGAGGCAAGAAUGGAAACUCAGAAGCUCCAAUUACGGCACAUCCUUAAACAGAAGACGUAGAAGCAUACCAUCGUUACCGCAUCUGAGUGUGCUCGACUUCUGCUGCUAGCUUGAAGUUAGAAGUUGAAGUAGUAUGUGAAUACCGACUCAUCUGAUCGGUCUCGCGGAUUUUCUGAUUCUCCAAUUAUCCAGUUCUUGUUCAAUCACAUUCAUGCAAAGCCGAGAGUUCGAUUUUAUCCCUCCUGCUGUUAUCUUCGGACAAUGCACUUGAUGAAACCGUUGGAUCCGGAUCAGAUUUCGGCUCUAGUUGUAAUUCUAUCGGGAGGCUUAGCCAUUCUCUUAUUAAUCGAGAAACCAUGUAUUGUGAUUUAUACUGUGUACCCCUUAGCAUUCAAGGAUAUCAAGGAAAACAAAAUCACGGAAGAGUGAAAUAAUAACCAUUUCCACUGUAAUUUGUUUACUUUA